Bradysia coprophila is the source of this 3144-nucleotide messenger RNA. Its product is annotated as EH domain-binding protein 1-like. NCBI's taxonomy places the organism in Eukaryota, Metazoa, Arthropoda, Insecta, Diptera, Sciaridae. Gene Ontology annotation, molecular function: protein binding. The record is from RefSeq and is a predicted model, not a curated record.
UUCGACAAUGGGAAAGAAACGAGUGAUCGCAUCAGCAAGCAUAAACAUGCGGAAAUAUGCUAGUGAAUUACCUACCCAACAAUCAUUUACGCUUAGCCUGAAACCAGUAACCCGAAAAAUUACGUCCGCAGACUUAGAACUUACCUUAAGUUGUGUAUUUUUAAGAGAAGGAAAAGCCACUGACGAGGACAUGCAAAGUGUUGUGUCACUGAUGUCAGUCAAUAAUAAUUCAGACAUUGCACCACUAGACGAUCUGGAAGAAUUUACAGAUUUAGAAAGCACCGGAGAUAUAUCGGAGCAUGUGUUAGACUUCACGGCUCAACUGGAACAACUUACGAACAGCUUGACUGGAUCAGAAUUAGCUACACCGAUGAGUGUUCCAUCACUGACCGAAGACCCAACGCCAAUCUGUGAAAACCCUUACUAUCCCGAACUGGACAACGAUCGGUUCGCACAAACAGUUUCGCCGAAAAGUGAAAUGAAGACCUCCGCCAUUCAAUCAGCCGUAACAACGAACGAACCGACGGCCACUCCAUUUGCUACCGUUCCCAUUCGAAGUCAAUUCCAACCAAUAAAAAUUGAAACGAAACCUACAGCCACAGAGGUCGUCAUUGAAAAGGUCGAGGAGAAACCCAUUUCAAUUGUCGACCAACGUGAGCAACAAAGUCUGAAAAAGGAACCUACACUGGAGACACAGAAAAAUUUCAAAAAUUUGGAGAAAUCACAGCUGCUACUGAACGACAAGAAAGAAAUUAAAGAAACGAAUGGUCGAGAUGCACCGGCUGCAGUACUGACAAAUGAAAAUCGCGAUAGGAUACGAAUGGAACUGCAGCCACUGAAUUUGAAGAAGAAUUACGACAAUCAACCGGAGAAUUUGAAUGCAAAUAAAGUUGUGGGGAAGACUGCCACGAAAGACCGGACACCAGGGCAAGAUUUACUGGAAUGGUGCAAGGAUGUGACACGGGACUAUCCCGGCGUCAAAGUAACUAAUUUAACGACAAGUUGGAGAAAUGGAAUGGCUUUCUGUGCUGUGAUACAUUCGUUUCGACCUGAUUUAAUUGACAUGGAUUCUCUUUCACCGCACGAUGUCGUUUCGAAUUGUCGAACGGCUUUCGAUGCGGCCGAAACGUUAGGAAUUCCUCGCGUAAUUGAACCUCGUGAUAUGAGCCUAUUAGCAGUUCCCGACAAACUUGCCGUCAUGACAUAUCUCUAUCAGUUGAGAGCUCACUUCACCGGCCAUCAACUGCAAAUCGAACAGAUCGGCAGCACGUCUGACGAGUCGUCAUACAUUAUCGGAAACUACAAAACGGAUAACCUGCCCUCGCAUAACGUAAUGAAACUGGACCAUCUGAAACUUCAACUGAAUCACCAAAUUUCUAUCGACGACGAUGACGGUGGCCAGAAAUCACCGACGGAAAAACGGGACGUCAAAAAUCUCAUACUUUCCGGUUCGAAGCAUUUGCUGGGCAAGGUUCUGUCACCGAGCAAAGAACGAAAUACCGUUGUACCUACACCAGUCGGCAAUGAUGCCGUUCCGAAGGAGAAACCAAUGCUGAUGACACGGCGUGAAUUGACCGACCCGUUCGGUUCCGAUGACGAUGAGGACGAUAAACCGAAUUUCUCGUCGGCGGUGCAAGACGAAUCGAAGAACAGUUCCAAUAGGGAUGUUGUGGAAUCGUCAACACCGACCAUUGAUCCAAUAACAGCCAAUAAAUUGCUUUCACGUCACAAAGAAAUGAGCGCAAAAGCCAAGGCUAUGAUGGAACGUCUUAAUAAUAAGAGCAAUGCAGCGCUUGAUAACGGCAAAGCAGAUUUAGAUGUAAAUAACACAAGAUUUUCAGUUGAUUUUGUUUGGUUUUGUAACAAAAAAAAAAUUUUUUUUUGCAUUUUAUUUCCGCCCUCCUUUGUUUCAUCAUUCGUGUCAUCUCGUCCAUCAAUUUCAACACUGUUUCUGUAUUCUGUACAUACAUCCGACGAAUCACACGAACAACAAAAAAAAAUACAGGAAGAGCGUCAGGCUCGUCUCCGUGAACAUGCCCGACGCCUAAUCGCCGAAACCCGUGCCAAAUCACACAACAUCGAAUCGCCCACAUCUCCGAUCAAACUGAUCACUCACAGGAUAACAUUGUCUCCCGAACGUACAAUAUCGCCGAUUAACACGACCGAUGGAUUCUUCCCCCGGCCGACCAACAAAGACGGUUCGCCGGUGAAACAAUCGAAUUCGCCGCGAAUAACACCGCCACGGGAUAUGAUCAAAAAUGGCCUGAACGAAUCGGACAACAAUAAACGAACCAGUCCGAGCAAACGGAAUGAAAGGAACGGCAAUUCGCCGUUGCAAAGUUUCAAUUCGGUUUUAGACAGAAUCUCACCGCAACGGGAAAAGAAGUUGGAUCAAAUGUCCUACAUCGAAAGUGAAUUGGAAGCGCUCGAGCGUGAACAAGAAUCCAUUGAUUUGAAGGCCAGCGCACUGGAGAAGAAGCUGCGCAGUGUUAUGGGAGGCAUAAUCGAUAAUCCAGAUGAGACAGAAGAGCAACUACUGUCGCAAUGGUUCACUCUAGUCAACAAGAAAAAUGCAUUGCUGCGGCGACAGAUGCAGUUAAAUAUAUUGGAACAAGAAAACGAUCUUGAACGCAAAUACGCUCUUCUUAAUCGCGAAUUAAGAGCAGCUCUAUCCGUUGAAGAUUGGCGUAAGUCGGAAGCACAAAGAGAACGUGAAACGUUACUGCUGGCUGAACUAGUGGCUAUCGUUGACAAGCGUAAUGAAUUGGUACAACAUUUGCACAGUCAGGAACAAGCUAUUGAAGAUGACGACGAAAUUGAACGUGACUUGGAGCACGUCGACAUAACAGCCAAGGAUAAAUGUGUGAUUCAGUAGAAACGAAGCUGUUCGGUCCGUCUAUAUCCACAGCAAGGACGAUCAACAAUUAGUUUUUCUGCACCAUAGCCGACGAGACUAUGAACCAAUAAAUGAAAUUGUCUCGUCGGGAUUAAGAGCAAGAAAAACUCCAAAACAGAAGGAUGAACCGAAAAUCAAUUCCACAACCAAAAAAAAUGAAAAUCCAGAAAAGGAAACAAAACAAAAAAAAUUAUUUAUCGCGUCCGUAGAGUAAGACUAAGAAACAAAACCCAACUGACUAAAGAAGU